GCUAAACAUAUUGAUCACGAAAAUCACUGGUCGACAAGCUUCACAAAUAACUAAAACACACAAUAACCACAAUUCAACAACAAUAACAACAACAACCACAACAGCAACAGAAAAGUAAAUUACCUUGAAUUCUCAUCAUCACACUCUGAUUGGUUUAUCUGUACUAGGUCACACUUUGAAUAUGGCUGUAUUGACAGAAUCUGUCUGAGAUGGAUGAUACAUAUAAGUUCAUUGAUUGGUCGUCUACUAUGUCCAAUGUAAUUGUGUAUAACAGAAGAAUAAAAUAGGUCAAGUUGUUUUCUGUCAACAAAUCAUCGGACGUGUGUGGACAUACUUGGUCGUUCUCUCAUUCACUAAACUACUUCUAUUCAUAAUGAAUAUUGUACAUAAUGCCAAAGAAGCUCAUCUGUCUUGGUUACCUUCUACCAGUGGAUCACCUCCACCGCCAAAUGCGCUCCAAGCAGAUUCUGGCAUUUGUGUGAUUCGUGGCAGAAAGGGUGGACAUUUAAUACCAGGUAAAAUGCUUCUCAGAACUGGUACAGCUUCUAUACUUUACGAAGGAAAAGAAACUCCACUUUCUGAAUUUGAAAUUUUGUGCACCACGAACGUACAUUCAAAUCAAACUUUAUAUCAGUGGGUUCCAGCAUCUUCCGGUAGAGUUCCAGCUAAUGCAUUACUUGCUGGUAUAACUAACACAAGUGAACCUUUAUAUAUUACUCGUGCUAUGGUACAAGAUGAAUUGUGUAUUGGUAAAGUUAACUGUUCCCAAAAAUUUGCAAGUCUUCCUUACAAGGGUAAAGAAAACAAAGUGAAACAUUAUGAUGUACUAUGUUUUAUAGAACAGAAGGAUUAAGAUUUUCUAUUUCCACAUUUCAAGUAAUAUAAUGUGAACUGUACUUAAACGAACAUAUGUUUGCUGUAUAUUAAUAAUAAUGAAAGC
Molecule: messenger RNA, 940 nt
Organism: Schistosoma bovis
Lineage: Eukaryota; Metazoa; Platyhelminthes; Trematoda; Strigeidida; Schistosomatidae
Source: the annotation of a GenBank genome assembly